AUGAGUGAGAGGAAGGACACGAGAUCUGAGCUCGACGGUAAUCUCGGACGCAAGACGUAUCGCGGAUCCAGGGACACCCCGCCAGAAAUUUCAACCCCGCACUACGGCGUCAUUCCGGACAAGGCCGCCCGAUCAACAACAUUGCCCCCUUCCCUCUUGUCUCCUCAUCAUCCUCAACUCCCACGUCCCCCUUCUACGACAAGCAACAACAAUGUCAACACCAUGAGCAGCCCAGCAUCGAGGCGAUCUCUCUCCACGGCCGAUUGGCCGAUCGAUCCGGCGCUAGAGAACUCGCAGCCCUCACAGCCUUCCCCUCCACCAUCCCCGCCGCGACGGAUCACGCGGUCAUCCCAGGCUACACUCGAAGCGUCUCAGCCGCCACCGGAAUCGCAGAACGAGAAGGAGGAUGAGAUAAUCGAGAUCGUAUCAGGACCCGGGCCGAGACGACACCGCGGCGGGAGUGCUUCUCAAAGCAGGCGUCGACCCCGCUCCUCGAGUCUCGAAGACAACGGCGCCGAUGUCAUCAACCCUCCCGAACCUAAGCGGAGAAAGACAGCAGAAGAGAGGCAGAGAAGCUACGCGCAAGGAUGGGAGACGCGGAGAGAGAAUCUCUGGGCUGAGCGCAUCCUGCCGACAUACUCAACUGGUCUUGAUACGGAUUACUCGGACCUUCCUCCAGACUUCCUUCUCGACUCUAUCUCGCAACACGCCGGCCGAUACUUCUUUGACCGCGGACUCAUGAAGAACCCAAAACGGAGUUGGCACCGUCGCACGAGCAUUAAGCCGAACAAGAAGAGGCGGAUGCUGGAACAGGGCGGCGCGAUCGCGCGCGUCCUUCGCGAGAGCGGGAUCCAGCCGAGUCGGCUGUCCAUUGACUCGACCGCUGAGCGAAUAGAUGGCGAGCAGGAGACGGAGGAGGAACGAGAAGAACAGGGAGAGGAAGAUGGAGAGGGAGCAGAAGAGGAGAGCGACCGCGUCCUGAGACCAAGGACGAGUACGGGCUCGACUCAGGCCGAAGGCGCCGAUAGAGAAGGCGAGUGCUCAGGCUCCGAUACAGACGCCAGCGAAGACGCCUACAACCCGGACAAAGACGCUGAUCCCGAGUCUGACGAGGAGAAUCCCGCGACCAAUUACAACCCCCCUGUGACCUCCUCUGCUAGGGCCGGCAGCAAACAAGUCGUCAUCGUCGCCCCUGCCGGACGCACGCAACAGCUCCGUGAAGAGGCGAGCCAAAAGUCCAGGAGGAGGGGACCGUACAUCCGCCGCGACAUGCGGAACGCGAUCCAGGGUGCCGGCCUGCUCGCGCUCGGCGUGUUGGUCGAGGAGAUGAUCAGGGCGCAGCUCAAGCAGGCUGGAUAUGCUCCCCGGCAGAGGGAUAGGAGAGCCUCAACGGCCGUCGAGAGCGACGUUGAGCCUAUCUCGGACACAGAGGCGUAA
Molecule: messenger RNA, 1437 nt
Organism: Trichosporon asahii var. asahii CBS 2479
Lineage: Eukaryota; Fungi; Basidiomycota; Tremellomycetes; Trichosporonales; Trichosporonaceae
Exons: 3
Coding region: 1-1437 (478 amino acids)
Source: RefSeq, a predicted model, not a curated record